AUGUCCACUUUUUGGCUCAAUACUCAGCUGCAUGUACUUCUUCACAUACGUUGUGUUGUAACUCCAUUCAAAGAAGAACGUUGCAGACCCAUCGUUCUUUAUAAUAAAUGUGAUCGUUCUCUCAUACGUCGAAGCAGUCUAAAAGAACAUUUAUUAAUCUACUAUAUAAAAAUAAGUCGGGUUUUCCUUCCUAACGCUAUAACUCCAGAACGAACGAGCCGAUUUCCACGGUUUUACAUUCGUUGGAAAGGUCUCGGGGUCCGUGAGGUAUAUAGCAAAGAAAAUUCAGGAAAAAAAUUCUUCAUCUUCGAAGCCAUCUGGUGGCGAAACGGAGUUCGCCGGGUUUGCUAG
Spodoptera littoralis (African cotton leafworm) is the source of this 351-nucleotide messenger RNA. Lineage: Eukaryota; Metazoa; Arthropoda; Insecta; Lepidoptera; Noctuidae. The record is from the annotation of a GenBank genome assembly.